Fomitopsis serialis is the source of this 1008-nucleotide messenger RNA. Its product is annotated as DUF431-domain-containing protein. The coding region runs from base 83 to 865 and encodes 260 amino acids. Lineage: Eukaryota; Fungi; Basidiomycota; Agaricomycetes; Polyporales; Fomitopsidaceae. Gene Ontology annotation, molecular function: protein-arginine omega-N monomethyltransferase activity. The transcript has 6 exons. The record is from RefSeq and is a predicted model, not a curated record. Gene Ontology annotation, biological process: peptidyl-arginine methylation.
GGACUGUACACAUAAACAUCUUGACCGUUCCAGUCAGAGACCCGUCUGCGAAGCUUUAAACGUUGACGACUAAUCAGCCGGCAUGGUGCUUAGAUAUGCUAUCGAGCACAUGGAGGAGGACGAGGAGACAUCCAAAGCCAUACCAAAGUGGGUAGAAUUGGAAUACAUGCAUAUGCGAUCACUGGCAGGGCCCGACGCGCAUGUGCAUUUUACGCACUUGUCCCGAUCUUCUUGUCAAACACUCACUGCCCUGUUUUCUGUGCAUGCCGGCGAUGAACGGGAAGCGGCUGGGGCCACUGCGCACUCAGAACCUAUUCUGGACCUGAUGCGACGCCUUUCCAUACCAACGGAAAGAGUGUGCCUACUGGACCCGAAAGCAGAGAAAGAAAUCUCUCCCGAAGACGGAGACGGUCGGUUCGAGUGCUUUCUUUUCGGCGUACGUACGAUUGACCGACAACCUGUCUGUGCCUCUGGGUAUUGUGAACCGCGCUCAUGUGCUGUAUACAGGGGAUACUCGGUAAGCACGCAGAAGGCAGCGGUGGAACAGCAAUUCAAUGCUCUGCCGAUAGGUGACGAUCCGCCGCGCGAUCGAACGUCUGAACUUCGAGUCUUGGGCUUUCCUACGCGACGCCUUGGACCUAUUCAAAUGACGACUGAUACGGCUCUCGGAGUCACAAAACUAGUCGUGCAGGAUAAAAUUCCGCUGUCUGCAAUCCCUUACAUCGACCACCCAACCAUUACAUUUAACCCGAAAGAAAGUGUCGAAAUGCCGUUCAGGUACAUCGCCCAAAACAGCGAGCCAAGACUCCCGCCAGGGAUGCGCGAGCAUCUCCACGAAGAUCUUAACAAAAGCUUCGAUUUCUGAGCGCACGGGGUGCUACACGAGAAGCUGUACGAGAAGCACAGCGAAAGGAUGCAUGAGAGCACAUAGAUGAUGUAUAAGUACUGUACAGUGUAUGCAGAGCGAAUGAGCGCGUGCGGGUCCAUGGUAUGUAUGAGACAACUAAA